GUGUAGCAUAAUAUGUUGUUUUCUGGUUUGUUACAUAUAUGUAUGUAUGUAUUUGUUUACUGCACAUGAGGAUCUUUUUCCAUUUAAUGAAAAGAUUUUGAGUUAUUUCAAAUUAUUACUCAAACUGGCAUAGAAACUACCUGCCUGGGAACAUGAUGUGUUUAUCCAGUUUCUAUAAAGAGCUAGAAUCCCAGCUAAAGAGGAUCUAUCUCUCAGAAUCUUUCAAAAUGUGAUUAAUUCGUUGAUCAUUCAGCAGAUGUUUGUUGAGCAUCUGUUAUGUGCCAUGGAUUAUUUUAAAUUCUGAGACUACAGCAGGGAACAAAACAACUUUCUAGUUUUGAAGGGUGACAAGAAAAUGUGUGUUGCGCAUUUAUGGUAUGUCAGAUGGACAACGCUGGGGGGAAGCAGGACAACAUACACAGGAAAUAUCAUCACAUGAAUUUUCCCAUGUUUCCCACAGUUCAUAAAACUGCAAACUGAUGUUAGGUAAAAGGAGUGUCAUGCCUGGAAUGAACUGGCAGCCUUUCCCUUGAUGUAACCCAGUGGCAACCAUAAUUCUGCUAACAUAGGCUGCCUAGAAUAAGAGAAUAAGAGAAUCCAGACCACUUAAUCCUGUUUGAAUGCGAUAAUUUUAAGAAAUCAUGGGCUACAUGAUGGCUAUAGUGUAUUCUUUCACUUCUCAGUUUCCAACAGAACCUACAGACUCGAGAAAGGUAGGAUCCAUACUUGGAUUAUUUGUGGAUGUAUAACAGAACCCGGUAUACAACUUUCAAUAAAACUACUUUAAAUGAAGGAAGAAUAAUCUUAAUGACUUGAUUUAGUGGUUACAGCAUUGUCCCUGCUUUCCAAACACCUAACACAAGAAAUGAUUACAAACACAACAUAAACUUCCGUAGCAAUUAGUUUGAAAACAAGAAAUAACGCAUGGUGGCGCUGCAGGCUAAGGUUUCACAAGGAAAAAAAAAAAAAAGAGCAAAAGCCACAGACUAAUAUUUCAGAUCUUCAGCAGCGAGAAAAACCUGGAAGCAGAGCUCAGACGAGUGAGUCUUCAGAGAGGGCUCCUCAGCUGCCGUUCGGGGCAGGUUAUCCCCGGGCAGAUCGAUCCCUGGCUCAAUCCCGACGCGCUCAGAGACCCUGUUGGCCUGUGUCCCUGGGCUGCCAUGCGCAGAAGGAGAGAGAUGGAGGCCGGAGGGGAGCCCAUUCCUAAACAAAGGCAAGUCGUGAUUCUGUUUCUUUUCCUGGGAGUAGCUUGGGGAGACCAGGGGCCCCACCGCUAUUCUGUGAUGGAGGAAACGGAGAAAGGCGCUUUUGUGGCUGACCUCGCCCAGGGCCUGGGGUUGGCGGUGGGGGAGCUAGCAGCGCGGGGAGCUCGGGUGGUCUCUGAGGACAACGAACCACGUUUGCAGCUUGAUUUACAAACGGGUCAGUUAAUAGUAAACGGACAAUUGGACCGGGAGGAGUUGUGUGGUCCCACCGAGCACUGUGUACUGAGUUUCCAAGUGGUCCUGAACAAGCCAGUGGAAGUAUUUCCAGUUGAACUCCUGCUAGGAGAUGUAAAUGAUCACUCUCCUGAGUUUCCUGAGCCAGAAAUGACCCUGAAAAUCCCAGAGAACAGCCUCCCUGGGACCGUGUUUCCUCUGAAAAGAGCCGAGGAUAUGGACGCUGGCAGCAACGGCGUCCAGAACUACAGCAUUAGCCCCAACACUCCUUUUCACGUCUCCACACGCCCCCGAAGCGACGGCAGGACAUACCCGGAGCUGGUGUUGGACAGAGAGCUGGAUCGCGAGGAGCAGGCGGAGCUGUUGCUGACACUCACAGCGCGAGAUGGCGGCUCUCCACCCCGCUCCGGCACUGCACACAUCCGCGUUCUGGUCAUGGACGUGAAUGAUAACGCCCCCGAGUUCACGCAGACUCUCUACGAGGUGCAGGUGCCAGAAGACAGCCCGAAGGGCUCCAUCGUGGUCCAGGUCACCGCCAGGGAUUUAGACGCGGGGACUUACGGAGAGACAUCCUACGCCCUUAUUUAUAGCUCGCAGGACAUACGCAAAACCUUUGAGUUGAACAGCCUUUCAGGAAAAGUUCGACUCAUCAGAAAGCUAGAUUUUGAGACAGUCUCUUCAUACGAGUUUGACAUAGAGGCAUCUGACGGAGGGGGGCUUUCAGGAAAAUGCUCUGUCUCCAUUAAGGUGCUGGACGUUAACGACAAUCCUCCGGAAAUAACUAUCUCAUCGCUUACUAGCUCUGUUCCUGAAAACUCUCCGGAGACAGAAGUGGCGCUGUUUAGGAUUCGAGACAGAGACUCUGGGGACAAUGGGAGGAUGAUUUUCUCCAUCCAGAACGAUGUACCUUUCAAGCUGAAACCCACCUUGGACAACUUCAUCACCCUGGUAACGGACGGACCUCUCGACAGGGAGGCCAAGGCCCACUACACCAUCACCAUCACAGUCUCAGACCUGGGCACGCCCAGGCUGCAGAGCCAGCACAACGUGACAGUGCACGUGUCCGACGUCAACGACAACGCGCCCACCUUCAGCCAGGCCCUGUACACCCUGUUCGUGCUGGAGAACAACAGCCCCGCGCUGCACAUCGGCAGCGUGAGCGCCAGCGACAGGGACGCGGGCGCCAACGCCCAGAUCACCUACUCGCUGCUCACACAAGACCACACAACGCAGCAGCCACAGCCACAGGCGCAGGAGCAGGGGCAGGGGCAGGGGCAGGGGCAGGGGCAGGAACAGGAGCAGGCUCAGCUGCAGCAGGUGGACGUGGGCGCGCUGGUGGCCCUGGAUGCGGCCAGCGGGCAGCUGUUCGCGCUGCGCGCGCUCGACUACGAGACCCUGCGCGCCUUCGAGUUCGGCGUGCGCGCGUCGGACGGCGGGUCUCCGGCGCUGAGCGGCGAGGCGCGCGUGCGCGUGGUGCUGCGCGACGCCAACGACCACGCGCCGCGCGUGCUGUACCCGCCGCGCAACGGCUCAGCGGCGGGCGCGUGCCCCGAGCUGGUGCCACGCGGCGCUGAUGCGGGCUACCUGGUGAGCAAGGUGGUGGCGGUGGACGGCGACUCGGGCCGCAACGCGUGGCUGUCGUACGAGCUGCUGCAGGCCACGGAGCCCGGGCUGUUCGGCGUGUGGGCGCACAGCGGCGAGGUGCGCACGGCGCGGCCUGUGAGCGAGCGCGACGCGCCGCAGCAGCGGCUGCUGGUGCAGGUGCGCGACCACGGCGAGCCGCCGCUCUCGGCCAGCGUGGCGCUGCACGUGCUGCUGGUGGACGGCUUCUCGCAGCCCUACCUGCCGCGGCCCGACGCGCCGGCGGGGAAGGCGGGCUUGGCGGGACUGGCGGGUGUGGGGGGCGAGGCCGGGCAGGCGGAGGGGCUGACGGUGUCGCUGGUGGUGGCGCUGGCGGCGGUGUCUUCUCUGUUCUUGGCGUCUGUGUUGGCGCUGGUGGCCGCGCGGCUGUGUGGGCGUGGCGGUGCUGAGGGUGCUGUGGCGGUGGGGUCUGGGUGUGGGGUGUCUGUGGGCGAGGGCCACUUGUUCCCUGCGGGGGCUGGGUGUGGUGGUGUGGGUCCUCUGGUGGACGUGGGCGGGGCGGGGACGCUGUCUCACAGCUACCAGUAUGAGGUGUGUGUGAGUGGAGGGAGUGGGACAGGUGAGUUCAAGUUCAUGAAGCCCGUUAUGCCUAAUCUCCCGCCACCGUUUUCUGGGAACGAAUUGGAGGAGAACCCCAAUUUUCGGAAUAGCUUCCCAUUCAGUUAAGUAUUAGGUUCGUCCACUAAACCCUGCUUGCUAGAUUGGAAUUCUCUUUUGAAUACGUGUUUUUAAUGCAUGGUGGCACCCUUUGUGAUGUGUGUAGGAUGGAACCUUUGGAGUGUUGUACUAUUGUUCCCCAACCCCAUUUUCCCCAAUUCCAGCCCAGAACUCAGACGAUAUUAGAAGGUAUGGAGCCUUUCAGAACAAUUUAAAUAUCUAGAUUUUCUUCUUUGGUUUUAUUAGUUUGCGUUCUUAGCCUUUC
This is a messenger RNA of Ochotona princeps (American pika), 4002 nucleotides long. RefSeq names its product protocadherin beta-15. Gene Ontology annotation, cellular component: plasma membrane. NCBI's taxonomy places the organism in Eukaryota, Metazoa, Chordata, Mammalia, Lagomorpha, Ochotonidae. The coding region runs from base 1161 to 3746 and encodes 861 amino acids. The record is from RefSeq and is a predicted model, not a curated record. Gene Ontology annotation, biological process: homophilic cell-cell adhesion. Gene Ontology annotation, molecular function: calcium ion binding. The transcript has a single exon.